Molecule: messenger RNA, 347 nt
Organism: Staurois parvus
Lineage: Eukaryota; Metazoa; Chordata; Amphibia; Anura; Ranidae
Source: the annotation of a GenBank genome assembly
CUAGGGUGACAGUAUGUUAAAAAAAUACAUUAAUAAUAUAAAAAAAAAUGUAAAAAAGAAAAUUUUGGCCACGAUUUAUGAAGAAAUAUUGUUUAUUUGCAAACUUUUAUAUGAAAAACUUUUUUUUAAACAUUUUUGGACUUUUUCAUUUAUAUAGCAAAAAAAAUAAAAAUCCCAGUGGUGAAUAAAUACCAGCAAAAUAAAGUUUUAUCUGUCUCAAAAAGGUUAAAAAAUUCAUAUGGGUACAGUGUUGCAUGACCGCGCAAUUGUCAUUCAAAGUGUGAUAGCACUGAAAGCUGAAAAUUGGCCUGGGCAGGAAGGGGGUGAAAGUGUCCGGACUUGAAGUG